Messenger RNA from Pecten maximus, 1768 nucleotides. Its product is annotated as cubilin-like. The transcript has 9 exons. Gene Ontology annotation, molecular function: serine-type endopeptidase activity. The coding region runs from base 250 to 1461 and encodes 403 amino acids. Lineage: Eukaryota; Metazoa; Mollusca; Bivalvia; Pectinida; Pectinidae. The record is from RefSeq and is a predicted model, not a curated record.
AACACUAUUGCAGAUCCACUACUUCCCUGUUAAACAACAUUUCAGGAGUGCUCUUACAAUUGAUACCAUUCAUUUUUGGAAUAUUUUAGUUUUGGUAUUGAUGGAAUUUGACCGAUUCUUACCUAUGGAAGACAGGAGCAAGUACCUAAUCAAUUAGCCAUUGAAAUCACUGACCAUUACACAAGCCAUGGUGUAUUGCGUCCAUAUACACCUAGCAUUGUAGUUAAGAUCGCAUACUGUGUGUCGCUGAUGCCUGACCCCCAGGGCUUGUGCACGUGCACCCUACAGGUGUGCCUCAUCCUGCUACUAAGACAUAUCAUACCAGCCGUCUGCCAAUGUAGUGGAAGUACUUUAGCUCUGACUGGUACCAACGACUUUCAGUACCUUACGACACCGGGGUAUAACGAUGGCGCCGGUACUUAUCAAAGUGACCUGUCUUGUUCUUGGAUUCUUGAUGGCGGGUCGUCGAGUUGGACAAUCUUCUUAUACAUAGAAAACUAUGACGUGACGUGCCCAGGAGAUUCCAUAGAUAUAUAUGAUGGCAACCUGACAUCCUCCACGGCGUUGGCAACAGCUCUAUGUGGCACAAGUCAGUCAGGAGUCUAUAAGUCAUCACAGCGUUACGUCAGGGUAAAUUUUACGUCAGAUUCAUCCAACCAAGGCGCAGGAUUCAAACUCGCUUUUAUGAAAGCAGCAGACUUAUCCGGAAGUGGAUGUUCGGGUGAGCAGACCCUCGCCGCUACUUCUACCCCUCAGUACAUCACCUCCCCAAACUUCCCGGGGGAGUACACAGUGAACUCCAACUGUCGCUGGGUGGUUACGGCUCCAGAAGGAACAGUAUCCUUGGAUAUAAUCUUCAGUGACGUGGAAACAUCCACAAACUGUGCAUUUGAUUCUUUGGAGAUAUAUUCUGGUACUUACGUGUGUGAGAAAACAAAGAUCGUGUCCGUUUGUACGCCACAUCCUAAUGGAGUGACAGCCUCUUAUAUCAGCAAUGGAACAAGUUUCCUCGUCAAAUUUGCCGCGGACGCCUCCCUCAGCUUUCACGGCUUUGUCAUCAGGUUCAGUGAAAUAGCCGCCGUCAUAGAUACCACCCCGUCAUCAGCUGUCGUCUCAUCCAUUUCAUCUGAAGGUGACUUUUACCUUGGUCUUUACAUCGGGCUUGGGUCAGGUGCGGGAGGUGCCUUUCUUUUCGUCGGUGUUGUAACUUUAAUCCGCCAUUUUUGUACAUCACACAAAGGAGUUUCCCCUAGUGUGAAACACGUGGAGCCUCUUUCGAUAAGAUCAACGCCGUCCACCAGAAACAAUUCUAUAUGCGGGUCAUCAUCGUCUUCUGGAGACAGUUCAAGUCGUCAUAAAAGUUUUCUUUGCUCCACACCCAUUAGUCCAGGGUCCGGGUCACUAAUGUUGGACAUCCAAAGACGAAAAAGUAGCAAUCUCAACGGAUUUAUGCACCAAUGACACCAUCAAUGACAUCACCAAUGACACCAUCAGUGACAUCACCAAAGACACCAUCAGUGACAUCACCAAUGACACCAUCAGUGACAUCACCAAUGACACCAUCAAUGACAUCACCAAUGACACCAUCAAUGACAUCACCAAUGACACCAUAAGUGACAUCACCAAUGACACCAUCAAUGACAUCACCAAUGACACCAUCAAUGACAUCACCAAUGACACCAUCAAUGACAUCACCAAUGACAACAUCAAUGACAUCACCAAUGACACCAUCAAUGACAUCACCAAUGACACCAUAAGUGACAUCACC